AUGACCGCGCCGCCGUCGUUCAAGUCAUUCGCCGCUCCCUCUUUCUCGUCUUUCCCAGACCUCGACGCGCCCAAGGCUGGCCCCAGCUCACAUAAGCUUGAUGACGAUGUACGCAUGAAGGAGAGGAAGUCCAAGAAGGAGGACAAGGAGAGGCGGUCACGGCGAGAGGACAGAGAGAAAUCGGGGAGGAGAAGGUCUAGGGAGCGCGACGGGGACAGGGAUAAGCCUAGACGGAGAUCCAGAGAGCGCGAUGGCGAGCGCAAGGACCGCCAUCAUCGUUCCCACCGCGAUGGACGCGUCCGCGACCGGAGCCGUGACCGCGACGACCACAAGCGACACAAGGACGAGCACCCGUUUGCUUCGGACGAGCGAGCAAAGGCCGCUCAAGACGCUCAAUCACGGUCGUCUUAUAUUACCUCAGAUCUACUGGAGAAGCCUAUAUUUUACUCGGAUAAGCGCGGCGACCCCGCCAACGUACACUACGGACGGCCAGACUCCAAGUACGUUCCAGACUACAGGCAUGUCGCCGGCGGGCGCCAUGUGCUCGGACUCGCCAACGGCUUGACGGUGUUGUACCGAGGCAGUAAGGGCGUUGAGGUUGGAGAACGGAGUUGGGGUGGCAGAAAGAUCGCCGGACUUACGGACGCGAACUCUCGCGCAAUGCUCAAGGCGCCGCCGACACAUCGGCUUAUCCCGUCCGAGCGCUCACUAAGGAAGUACGAGCCAGAUGCGAAUGGUGUCAUUCGUCUCUCCGCGAGGCGCGGCAAGAGUGCUCAGGAAGAGCCGGAUUGGCGCGCAAUCGAACCGGCCAAGGACUCGGAUGUGUCUUCAGAUGAGGAGCAUGGGGCGUCAGAAGAGUCGGAUGAAGACGAGGACGCGACGCCCGUGACGGCGUAUCAAGAACGCCUGCUUGCAUUACAACGAGCGACGGAUGAAUCGCCCGCACUGGUCGAAGGAUGGACAUCUUUACUCGGGCAUAUGCUCUCGCAAGUUCCUCUAUCGUCUCGCGGAGCCGUCAAGGCGCGGGCAGAGAUCACCAUCUCCGUACUCGAGCGCGCAUUGCGGACUGUACCAUCGAGCAAAGCCACUCCUUUGCGAUUACUCUAUCUGCAGGCAGGCGAGGAAGUGUGGGAGUUGAAAGAUUUGCAGGAAAAGUGGGCGAAAGCAAUGGAAGGCGAAGAUGCAAAUGCGGACAUCCGUGCCGCAUGGUUUGAAUGGAGGAUAAGGAGGGCGGAAGGAGGGCUCGACGCCGUGCUGAAAGACGCUAUGAAGGCGUUUGAUGCCACUGGACAGGAUGAGAUGGAGAAGUUGAGGUUGUUCUGGCGUGUAGCCGUUCUAUUACGACAAGCUGGCUUCACCGAACGGGCGUCUGCGAUGUUCCAAGCACAAGCAGAACUCACAUAUCACUGCCCACCCUCCUUUGCAGGGGCAUUUCUGACUUCACGGCUCGACAAGCUCGAGGAGUUCUGGGAGUCUGAGGUCCCGCGUGUUGGCGAGUUAAGCGCGCAGGGCUGGGCAGCUUGGCUUACCGCCGGGAAACCGAAGUACAAUACAGCUAAUGCCGCGACAUCCACUGUUUCUUUGCCAUCUUCGGAAGAUGCAUAUCAUCAAUGGGCGCAUCGCGAAUCCGUUUCAGACCGUGUGGUCAAACCGGCCCUGCGUUCGAUGGACCCAGAGGCGGAAGAAGACCCAUACUCGACAAUCCUCUUCGGCGAUAUACGACCGUUUCUCUUUACGAUGUCUUCGCAACGCGCCCGCAGUGCCUUCCGCCUGGCCUGGCUCUCGCUCCUCGGUCUCCAUGUGCCUGGCUUCGAGACCUCGCUCGACCCUCAAUCAGCGCGCGCCGCGACGGACGACAACUGGGCCAUGCAGUACCUAUGCGCUCCUGCGCGUCUAGACGCGCUCUUCCCUUCAUCUGUAUCGCAACGUGCUGGCGAAGCAGACGCGCAGGCUGGUGUACUCAUCGGUCCAGAAGAGCACUAUGCUCCAAGCUUUGGGCCCGUGAAGCACUGGGCGUACCGUACUUUGGGCCCGCUCGAAGGGAUGGACUUCCAGCCCAUGUCUAGUGUGAAAUGGACUCUUUGGGACACUCGCGACGUGGCGGACGUAGACGUCGCACUCGCCAGGAACGUCUUUACUGCGUGCCGUGCGGGCACCGAUGACGUCGAAUGGGAUGCGCUCGCGCUCUCGUUCGAGGCGGCCGUCAACAUCAAAGGAGCGUUGAAACUGUCGCGCUCGUUCCUUGCGUCCGCACAGGAAUCGAUGCCUCGCUGGGCUACACACGCGCGUCUAGAGCGUCUACGGGGUCGUGCGGCGGAUGCUCGGAAAGUGUACGAGACGGUGCUGCUAUCUCCGACUGCCGAGCAGAAUAGACUGAGUGCCGGGGCGCUGUGGUGGGACUGGGCGGAGAUGGAAUGGUUGGCUGGCGAUGAUGCUGCUGUCCGACACGUUGUACUACGUGCAGCUGGUGUAGAGGGUGAUGGCGGGGUGCAAGUUCUAAGAGCUAAACGAGCUCUAGCCGAGACGGCUGCAAGCGUGCCUACGCCACUGUGGAAAGCACGCGAGGCAUGGACACGGCUCGGCGCGCUGCUCGAGCUCCUUGCGGGCUCCGAUUUAUCACCCGUGAUUGAUAUUCCUACUGGUGGGAAUGCGGCGGCGGCGGAAAGUGCUGCUGUUGCUGGCCUCUCACUGCGAUAUCAUCAUGUCGUCUCGCGCCGUGGGCGAGCAGGCGAUCUGCGCGAGCGGCUGGAAGAAGCCGUCCCUGCGUUUCCGGGUAAUACAGCGUUGUUGGGUAUGCAUCUGGAGAUGCAGAAGGGUCGUGGCGUAUGGAGUCGGGCACGAGAUGUCGUCCAGGGUGGUGGUGUUGCGCGGCGCGUUGCGGAAGUGUGGGCCGCAGGAUGGGUUCCUGCGAGAUGGGCGUGGGAGGUUGAGAGAGCGAGAGCAGGCCUUGCGGAGGCGGUCAUUGAUGAAAGGACGAGGGGCAGCGCAGUACUUUGGAGAGUGUGGCUUGCACUUGAGGUGCGCGCCGGGGAUCUGAAGAGGGCGAAGGAGGUUCUGGUUCAGGCGAUCGCUGCUUGCCCACUCGUGAAGGAGUUAUAUCUACCCGCCUUCGGAGCCCUGCGCAGCGUAUUCACUGCCGUUGAACUGAAUCGUUUGGUUGAAACGAUGGCAGAGCGGGGGAUCCGGAUGAGGAGGAUCCUCGAUGAGGCUCUACAGAUCGAAGAGGAUGGCGAUGUGGACAUGAGCGCGGAGGAGGAUGAGAUCGAGGCAGAGUCGAGGGAAUACAGCAGAUUAAAGCCCUACGGAGGGCCAUACCAAUAA
This is a messenger RNA of Peniophora sp. CBMAI 1063, 3321 nucleotides long. The record is from the annotation of a GenBank genome assembly. NCBI's taxonomy places the organism in Eukaryota, Fungi, Basidiomycota, Agaricomycetes, Russulales, Peniophoraceae.